AUGAAGAGACUGCUCCGCAGCCAUGGACUGCGAUCGGCCUUGCCUUUGGCUGAAACACCAAGCCUCGUACUUUCAGCGGCCCCUUCUGCCGUGCGCGUGGGACGCGAGGCCCUUCCGGUGCUUGCAAAGGCCCUUCCGGUGAGGUGGGCGUCUGUGCGCCCGAGGAUCUCACCCUUGACAUCCUUCAGUCCACACAGCACCUCCCAACCGCUGGAGCAGCGCCCGACCUGGACGGCGGCGCUUAGCUUCCGUGGCUAUGCGUCGGCGCGGAACCGCAGCCUCUACGAUGUCUUGGGCGUGCCUCCUUCGGCCACGCAGGCGGAGGUGAAGAAGGCAUAUCUGACGGAGGCCAAGAAGUGCCAUCCGGAUCUGAAUCAAUCUAAAGAUGCCAAGGAUCGUUUCCAAAAGUUGGCCGAAGCCUACGAAGUCCUGGGGAACGUGGAGCAUCGUGCGCAGUACGACUACUCGCUCCGCACGGGCAGCAGCUACAGCGGCGCGCGGCGUUCGGCGCCGCCGCCGGGUGGAGGAGAUCACAUGGAUCCGAGCGACGUCUUUCGGAUGGUCUUCGAAGAGCUGGGCGUCGAUGAGAUCUUCGAACGGCUCAAGAAGGUACAGCAGGACGGACGUGUGGGACCGGUGGGAUGGGAGGCCUCGGCAGCUGCAAGCGCUGUUCAGGUGGGUAACUUCUCACCUGCGAAAGAAUUCGUCUGGAAACACAAAGCAGUUGCAGGGGCCGUGCUGCUGCCGCUGGCGGUCAUCUUGCGCUUUCCUCAAAUCAUCGGCAUCUCGCUGCGGGUCCUGGGCUUGGCGGCGGCUUCGUUGCUGCAAAGCCCGGCCUUGCGCGAGAUGGUCAGUCGAUGGGUUUGGUUGCAGCCGGAAGCUGAGUCGAUGGGUCUGGCACACACACACACACACACGUUGACUGUUUUUGGUGCCCCAAGCAGCCAAACGGCCAAACGCACACAGGAGGAUCGACGAUGUGAGAAUGUUCACCCUGAACAACGUGUGGAAGAAAUAUCAUCUCGAUUUCUGCAGAAUAAAUAG
Durusdinium trenchii is the source of this 1044-nucleotide messenger RNA. Lineage: Eukaryota; Dinophyceae; Suessiales; Symbiodiniaceae. The record is from the annotation of a GenBank genome assembly.